CUCGUAUAUAUCGUUGUCUAGGUACCUACAACACAAGCCUUAUUGAGCUUACUGUGGGAUUUAGUCAAUUUGUGUAAUAAUGUCCUAUAAUAUUUAUUUACAGUACAUAUGGUGCUACUUUACCGCACUAGUGCGAAAAUUAGCAUAUUACGUUACUGUGUCGAACAUUUAAAGGGCCAUAUGUACUGUAAAACGUUGUACGAUACAUGUGCGAAUAGGUAAUUCGCAACUCGUGUCGAUUUAAAACACUCCCUUCUGUCGUGUUUUAAUUUAUCGCCACUCGUUUCGAAUUUCCUAUUUUUCGCACUUGUAUCGUGAUGUACUAUUAUCGAUAAAAUCUCACUGACGUCUCACCGCGGCGCAGCACUGGCCGCCUGAGUCCCGCCGAAACUGAGCACUUGACAGUCAGUUUACCCGCGAUUUCCGAGCACGCUCCAAUGCCGCCCGCCGCCAACCAAGGUAUAACACCCAGAAAAGUCAAGUCACUCAACUUUGUUAGCAGAGUGAGGAUGGUGAACCCGUGCGAACGUCGCUCGAUAGCGUGCAUACUCCUCGCGAUCACGGCGGUAGUCGCCGCCGCUAGCUAUGACCGUGAGCGACUGGAGAUAGCCAAGCAGAUACUUGAGGAAGUACCGCUUACUGAUGGGCACAACGACCUCCCCUGGAAUAUCCGCAAGUUCCUGCGGAACCAAAUUAACGAGUUCGAGCUGGACACCGAUCUCACCCGCGUCGAACCCUGGUCCAAGUCGAAAUACUCACACACAGACUUGCCAAGACUGCGCGAGGGGAUGGUCGGGGCUCAGUUCUGGUCCGCCUUCGUGCCCUGCGCCACCCAGAACCGCGACGCCGUGCAGCUAACCCUCGAACAGAUCGACGUCAUCCGUCGCCUCGUCGACAAGUACCCGCAGUACUUCCAGCUAGCUACGUCUGUCACUGACAUUCUUCAAGCACACAGCGCUAGACCCCGCAAGAUCGCCUCGCUUAUCGGCAUCGAAGGCGGUCAUUCCAUCGGCAACUCCUUGGGUGUUCUCCGCAGCUACUACCAGCUCGGUGUUCGCUACAUGACCCUGACUCAUACCUGCAACACGCCUUGGGCCGACUCCUCCAACGAAGCCCCAGCCGUGAACGGACUCACCGAAUUCGGAGAGAAAGUGGUGAAAGAGAUGAACCGGCUCGGGAUGCUGGUGGACCUGUCACACGUGGGUGAAAACACGACCCGGGCCGCGAUCAAACUGUCAAAGGCCCCUGUCAUCUUCAGUCAUUCCUCUGUGUAUAGUCUCUGCGCGCAUAAGAGGAAUGUGCCGACCGACAUCAUUCACUCUCUGAAAGAAAAUGGCGGUAUAAUAAUGGUGAACUUCUUCCCGGACUUCGUGAAAUGCGCACCCAACGCUACUCUGUCCGACGUCGCUGAGCACUUCCACUUCAUAAAGCGCGUCAUCGGCGCGGACUAUGUCGGCAUCGGGGGAGAUUAUGACGGCGUUAACAGGGUCCCCCGAGGCCUCGAAGACGUGUCGAAGUACCCGGAGCUGUUCGCGGAACUGCUGCGCAGCGGGCAGUGGAGUGUCCAGGAACUGAAGAACCUGGCCGGCCUUAACAUGCUGAGGGUCAUGCGCCAGGUUGAGAAGGUCCGCGACGAGCUCCGCACAAACGGCGCGGAACCCGAGGAACACCCCGACUCGCCCAACGACAACGGCAACUGCACCAGCAACGCCUUCUACACCGAGUACGUGUAGGCCUCUAGGCCUCCCAAGCAAACAACUUCAGAUGCAACAAUAGCUCUAAAAAAACAUUUCUCUCAGAUUAUUUAAUUAUUUUUACACCGGAUUUGUGUAGGCCUCUAGGCCUCUCAACAACCCAAGAACUGCAACAAUAGCUUUAUCACAAUUUCUGAUAGUUUGUAUGAUCACUUUUACACCAAGUAAGCGUAGGUCUACAUGCCUCCCGAGAAACAGAAACUCUAAGACUACAAAAAAUUGUGUCUAAAAAACACCGUUAGUAAGAUUAUUCACUUAUUUUAUUCCGAAAAUUUGUAGGCCUCUAGGCCUCCCGCACAGCUGACAGUUCUAAAACCCAACAAUAGACCAAACAUAGUUAUAGCCAGAUUGUAAUAACCACUUUUACGCCGAGUACAUCUUUCGCUGCGAUUCGAAGAAUGAUUAAGACACGUUUAAGAUCUUUAAAAGAUCAAUAACUAAACGAUAUGUCAAAAUCGACAAGAUCUAUCUACGAUAUUUCUAACUUCAAAGUGACAUUGAUUGCCCGAAUCGUGCUGCUUCUGUCAAUUAUACGACAUACAAACGAUAUCUAAAUGAGAACUAUCAAAACCAGAACUUAUCGUUAUCGUAUCUUCUUCGAAUCGGGCCGUUUGUCUCUAGAAGAACUGGGGGCUUAGCCAUGAUGAAAAUCGUACAUGAACACUCCAAACUUAAAGAAAAAACGUAUCGGCGGGGUACCACGAAAAGUCUCGCGACUAUUUCCAUUUAUUUAAGAUACGUAUGGCAUUUUCUAUUAACCAUUGCCAUCUUGGCUAGGCAUGCUUUGGUGCCACCCUGGUGGCUAUGAGGCACAGGGGGGGCAAGUCGACAUCGUCAAAGGCCCUAGGGAGGGGGGGUAAGACGCCAGAGAGGGGCAUUGUAUGUAAAAUUUGAGCUGUACCCGCCUACGCCCAUGGUUACCUGACAGUAAACAGCUGACAAAUAGUACGAAGAUGUCCCACGAAAGUUCAAAUAUAUCCCUAGCCAGGGAUAUUCCGUGUAAAGGUUAUCGUAAAAUAUAGAUCGUCUCAUUCACGAAGGCGUGUGCCUUGACUCGUAUUACCAUGUUGUUAAAGGUUAGAUUUGACAUCUCCGCGCGUCAUCAUGGAUGACAAUUCACCCGUUCACACUAUGAUUUGUCGUGCCGAGCAAGCGCUGCUCAAUGUUUCCCGCAAGUCUAUAUAGCCCCCGUUUACCGGUAUUGAGAACUUAAAGUUCGCUUUCAACAAAAACAAACUUACGGCCCAAUUCGAAGAAUGAUUAAGACACGUUUAAGAUCUUUAAAUCGAUAACUAGA
This is a messenger RNA of Cydia pomonella (codling moth), 3051 nucleotides long. RefSeq names its product dipeptidase 1-like. Gene Ontology annotation, biological process: proteolysis. Gene Ontology annotation, molecular function: metallodipeptidase activity. The transcript has 12 exons. Lineage: Eukaryota; Metazoa; Arthropoda; Insecta; Lepidoptera; Tortricidae. The record is from RefSeq and is a predicted model, not a curated record. Bases 438 to 1733 code for a protein of 431 amino acids.